Molecule: messenger RNA, 2023 nt
Organism: Hemibagrus wyckioides
Lineage: Eukaryota; Metazoa; Chordata; Actinopteri; Siluriformes; Bagridae
Product: calpain-1 catalytic subunit-like
Exons: 10
Coding region: 173-748 (191 amino acids)
Molecular function (GO): calcium ion binding
Source: RefSeq, a predicted model, not a curated record
UCACACACGGCUCCACUGCUCGCUCUGAGUUCAUCAACCUGCGUGAGGUCAGUUCACGUUUCUGCCUUCCUUCUGGAGAAUACAUCAUUGUCCACCAUUGUCAUUUGAGCCGCAGAAAGAAGGCAACUUCUUGUUGUGUGUCUUCUCUGACAAAGCCACUGACUCUGAGGAAAUGGACGAUGAAGUCAAAUUUGCUCUUCCCAGAGUGAAUUAUUUGGAUGAGAGUCAAAUCAAUGCCAGAUUCAAGAGUCUCUUCAGACAGCUGGCGGGACCGGACCAGAAGGUCAGUGUUAAAGAGCUCCAGACCAUUCUGAACAGCCUCAUCAGCAUGCAUAAAGAACUGAAGACAGAUGGUUUCAGCCAGGAUUCAUGUCGCAGUAUGAUCAACCUCAUGGAUAGAGAUAACAACAGGAAGCUGGACCUCACAGAGUUCCAUGUGCUGUGGAUGAAAAUAGAAAACUAUCAGGAAGUGUUCAGGAAGUUUGAUGUGGACAGGUCUGGUACAAUGAGCCCACAGGAGAUGCGUAGAGCCCUUGAAGCAGCAGGCUUCAAGCUGAACAGUGAUAUAUUCCAGCUUGUUAUGCUGCGCUACACAGACCAGGACCUGACCGUCAACUUCAACAACUUUGUCGCUUGUCUAGUGCACCUGGAGACUAUGUUCAAAAUAUUUCACUCCUCAGACACUAACAAUGAUGGACUCAUCACCCUAAACUUCAAACAGUGGCUAUCUUUGACAAUGUUUGCUUAAACAGACAGACAUCUGGAUGCCUGUCUGCUUGCACUGAGACCCAUAUCUCCCUCCAGCUGGUCCAGAAGUGCCUUCUUCACAUUUUUAUUAUUAUUGCUCAAGGUGAUGGUAUGCAAUCAGUAUUUUAGUCCAGUUUCUCUCUUUUUAAAGGUGUACUGGUUUAAGGAGUGGUUAAAGGGUUUAUGUUCUAUUGUGCCAUAUAAGAAGCCAGUCUCUGUUCUGUGUGUUAUUUACUCAUAAGCCAAAACAGUAAGCCACAAUCUGAGAACACCAUACAUGUAAAGUCAUCAGUCUCUGUCUUAAAAAAAGUGCCAGACAGUGUAGUGUUUACAGCCUCUCUGACCAGCCAUUUGAAAGCAAGCAUACUUUUCCUGCUAACUGAAAGGAUUCUGAACCUUACCUUGUUACCAAAUAUGAUUUCACUUCCUGUGCCAAAGGGAUUACUUUCUUUUCAAUAUUAUCUAUCAGUUAAUUCCAGUUCAGGCUGCUCCACUUUGUGUGAGGAAUGUUUCCAUAAUUAACAUUAUUUAAAAUGAAGAGAAACCAAGAGAGUCAGCAUUAAUACAUCAUAAAUGCACCAUAAAUACAGUAAAUAACAUUUAAUAUACACUUUUAAAAAAUGAACCAAAUAAGCUAAAUUAUCAACACUUACCUUAAUCAAUAUUUAUACUUUUAGUAAUUAAAAGUGAUUCCAAUGUGACCAACAAAACAACACAUUCAUGAGCUUGUUUUCACACUAUGGGUGCCAUUUGAUUCUUAUUUUUUGGUGUGUUGGUUUUAUAUUUGUGUUUGGCCAGGAACAUUUAAAAAAAAAAAUAAUAAUUACAAAUCAGGAAUCAAUCCCAUACCUAAAAUCCACUGAAGAAAUCUCCACUUAGAAUGCAGCAGGAUGAAAUUGCCUGUUACUACAGUAGCCAUUGUGAUAUUUCUGCAGGGUACAAUAAAUGAAGUACUUUUCUUAUGAGAGGCAGUUUUCCAGACAGUUCCAGAUUCAUCAGUCUGAUUGAAUAUUCAUACAGAACACAUGGCAGGGGUGAAAUGAAAUGACCUUGUUUAAAUGCUGAUUCAGAGAUAAAUAUAAGGAAAUAAAUAGAUGAUUUCAUAUUUCAUUGCCAAACACAUUAUUCUGUAAAAAGCCAUGAAGACUUGCUGUUAAUUCUGUUCUGUUCCUGCCGGUGCCUGUAUUGUGUUCUCUGUGCUCUGGUCAAAAGACACUUACUGAGUUAUAUGUAUUCAAAAAUGUAUCUGUUCAAUAAAUAUAUUUUUAAAAUACAA